Messenger RNA from Bacidia gigantensis, 486 nucleotides. RefSeq lists its product as uncharacterized. NCBI's taxonomy places the organism in Eukaryota, Fungi, Ascomycota, Lecanoromycetes, Lecanorales, Ramalinaceae. The record is from RefSeq and is a predicted model, not a curated record. The coding region runs from base 1 to 486 and encodes 161 amino acids. The transcript has a single exon.
AUGUCGGAGCACGAUGUUCUGACUCCCAAUAAGGCCAAUAAACGCGCCCUAUCCCCCUCCGCUCACCGUAAAGCUUGUUCCCUCUGCGGAAAUCUAGCUGAUGUGCUCGUCCGUUGCCAAGUUGACUCCUCAGCAAGGUGGCAAUUCGUCUGCCCCAGCCAAUGCUGGAGAGCCGUCUCCGGCGGCGUGAUCGAUGGAGACGAACAUCAUCCAGACUAUAAAUAUGGUGGUAUGUGGAAGAAUAAACACGCUGGAGUCAGCGCGAAGAAGAAAAAGGGCAAGGGCAGGGAAGCAACAGCAAGCAAGCUGACGGAGUGGCAAGUCUCAGAAGAGGAUGAUGGUGCUAUAGCAGAGGAGGUGACAAAGUAUACCAAGAACGAUAAGGUCAAAUGGGACGAGAAGCAAUGGAUCUGUAGGAGAAGCCAUCAAAGUGCUGCAAACAAGCGGCCGGGAGAUGGAUGGAGGUGGUGGAAAGAGAUCGAUUGA